Molecule: messenger RNA, 858 nt
Organism: Phycomyces blakesleeanus NRRL 1555(-)
Lineage: Eukaryota; Fungi; Mucoromycota; Mucoromycetes; Mucorales; Phycomycetaceae
Exons: 9
Coding region: 1-858 (285 amino acids)
Biological process (GO): rRNA processing
Cellular component (GO): nucleolus; Mpp10 complex; small-subunit processome
Molecular function (GO): rRNA primary transcript binding; snoRNA binding
Source: RefSeq, a predicted model, not a curated record
AUGAUUCGAAGAAACACUCGUCUGCGCCGCGAAUAUCUCUACAAAAAAUCGCUCGAGUCUAAGGACCGCACGAUCUACGAUCGCAAACAGCAGAUCAAGGAGGCGAUUGAACAGGGAAAACCUAUUCCUACUGAAUUGCGCAAUGUUGGAGACGAUUUGAAGAAGGAUCUUCCCUUUGACCAAGCACAGACAGAGCCUUCGACGCAUGAGGAUGAUGAGUAUGCUCGUGCUGGUGUAUUCGAUCCCAAAGUCCUUAUCACGACAUCCAGAGACCCUAGCAGCAGACUUCAGCAAUUCUCAAAAGAAAUGCGUCUUGUAUUCCCCAACUCUCAACGCAUUAACCGUGGUGGGCAUGUUAUGAAGGAAAUUGUUGAUGCUUGUAGAAGUAAUGAAGUGACAGAUUUGAUUAUCUUACAUGAGCAUCGUGGUCAGCCUGAUGGAAUGGUUGUUUGCCAUUUUCCUUAUGGCCCCACCGCCUAUUUCUCAUUGCACAAUGUUGUCCUUCGCCAUGAUAUCAAAGACCAAGGCACAGUCUCUGAAGCAUUCCCUCACUUAAUAUUCAACAACUUCAACUCAAAAUUGGGACAGCGUGCUACAAACAUCUUGAAAUACUUGUUCCCUGUGCCUAGAGAAGACACAAAACGUGUGAUGACAUUUGCAAACGAGAAUGAUUAUAUUUCUUUUAGACAUCAUGUGUAUGUAAAAACAGGAAAAGAUGUUGAAUUGGCAGAAGUUGGUCCUCGAUUUGAGAUGAGAUUGUAUGAGAUCCGCUUGGGAACUGUCGAAUUAACCAACGCAGAUGUAGAAUGGCACCUGGCAUCUUUCACUAGAACAGCAGCAAAGAGAAUCGAACUUUAA